UUUAUUUUUCCAGGAAGCUCGCCAUGGCUACAUACAUCCCUGCUGUUGUUGCUUUCAGUGGAAUAAGAAGCUCGCCAUGGCUACAACCAUCCCUGCUGUUGUUGCUUUCAGUGGAAUAAGUGAGAAUCCAAAAGACUUACCAAGAUCUACUACAGCACCCUUCACCAGUAGCAUCACUGUAAGCCUCCCAGAAUACUACAGUUACUAUGACUACCCUGAGGAUGACUUCGGGAGGUGUGUGUAUGAGCGUUAUGGGGCCCAUUUUAUUCCCACCCUCUACGCCAGUUUCUUCCUCCUGGGCCUUCUGGGUAACUCUUUGGUCAUCUGGGUCAUUGCUUGUGGCGUGCGUCUCCGCAGCAUGACCGACGUGUGCCUCCUAAACUUGGCUGUUGCUGACCUUCUCUUGGUGUGUACCCUUCCCUUCCUAGCCCACCAAGCCCGGGACCAGUGGCUGUUUGGGGAUGCUAUGUGCAAAGCGGUCCUUGGUAUUCAUAAUAUUGGUUUUUACAGUGGGAUCUUUUUCAUCACUCUAAUGAGCAUUGACCGGUACUUGGCUAUAGUACAGGCCAUUUACGCUAUGAGAGUACAGACAAGGUCCUUUGGAAUGAUCGCAGCGGCUGUUACAUGGGUGGCUGGAUUUUUGGCUUCUUUCCCUGAAAUGAUCUUCCUCAAAGAGCAGCCUGUUGUGAAUAUUAAUGGGACUCAGUUUUUCUGCUACCCUGUAUAUCCCACAGCAACUUCGAAUGACGACACCAUUUCAUCCAACCCUCACAUCUGGAGCAUCUUCAGCCUUUUUAAAAUGAACUUUUUGGGUCUAUUUGUCCCGAUAGUCAUCAUGGGUUUCUGCUACUCACAGAUUGUCUGGAGGCUGCUAUACAGCCCAUCAUCCAAGAAACAAGCCAUCCGUUUAGUGCUCAUAGUGGUAGUAGUUUUCUUCUGCUGCUGGAUCCCCUACAACAUUGCAUCCUUCUUCAAAGCACUGGAGCUAUUGCACAUCUAUACAGAAUGUGAAAGCAGCAAAGCCAUCAGAUUGGCUUUACAAGUCACUGAGGUCAUUGCCUAUUCUCACAGCUGCCUCAACCCCAUCCUGUAUGUGUUUGUUAGGGAGAAGUUCAAGAGGCACCUGCUAAGGUUGAUAAACAGGGCUCCCUGCAGGCUGUGUCAGAUGGUCAAAGUCUGCAUACCCCAGGACAGAAUCAAUUGGUCAGUCUACUCACAGACCACCAGCCUGGACGAGAGGAGCACUGCUGUGUAAAGUGUGUUCCAUAGACUGUAUAAAGGUGGGUUGUUAUUUCUGUCUGUGUGGUCAUCUCCACAAUGAGGGAAUUU
Molecule: messenger RNA, 1329 nt
Organism: Perca flavescens (yellow perch)
Lineage: Eukaryota; Metazoa; Chordata; Actinopteri; Perciformes; Percidae
Product: C-C chemokine receptor type 1-like
Exons: 3
Coding region: 77-1255 (392 amino acids)
Biological process (GO): cell chemotaxis; immune response; positive regulation of cytosolic calcium ion concentration
Cellular component (GO): external side of plasma membrane; membrane
Molecular function (GO): C-C chemokine receptor activity; C-C chemokine binding
Source: RefSeq, a predicted model, not a curated record